ACGCAAUGGUGUUACACAGUCACCUAGCUUCGUGGCCGCGGAGAAGUAGGCUACAGGGGUUAAUAGCGGACUCGGAUUACUAAAGAGAAAUAACAUUAAUGUGCGGAUUUACCGACCUCGGUCGUGCGGCGUGUUUGGACUUUUGGAGCGUCGAGGAAACCGGCGCAUUGGACUGGGAGCCGAGAGUCUUUAUUGAAAAGGGAACAUGGCAUUUGUCCCAAUACAAAGACUAAGUUAGGGCAGAAAACGAACAAUGUCACUGAAUGUUUUGAACACGAAAAGAAAAUUUGCCAGGUGAGCGUAUGAGGACUCAGUUUUGCAGCCGGACAGAAAGAGGUGUGCUUUAGGCAGAUGUGUGACACUAUUAUUAGUGCAUCGCCAGCUGCCAGCAUGUAAUUUAAAGGGUCCUUGCAGUAACAGUACCGCCAAACCGUCUAUCUGCAGUGCUUUGACGAACAAAGCGACAGUUCUUCCCGUGGGACACUGUACUAGUGACAUAACCAGUUUUUUUAAAAAAAAAAAAAUACAAUGGAAAUGCUGGAGUGUCCCCUUUGCCUCUGUCUGAUGUGCGAGCCGGUGACCGUGUCGUGCGGCCACACGUUCUGCCGGAGGUGCGUCGGGGGCUACCUGCCUUCCAAAUGUCCGCUGUGCAAAGAGAGGCUAAAACAAAAGGAGGUGAAAAACACGAAGAACAACGUCUUGCUCAUCGGCGUCGUGGAAAAGUGCUGGCCCGAAGAGAAGGGGAUGAAGUGCCAAAUUCAGGAGAAACUCAAAGCCACCGAGUUCGCGGAAGCGUUACGCUUAGCGAACGAGGGGCUGAACUUAGUCCCAGACGACCAGAGUUUGAAGGUGUUCAGGGCCGAAGCGAACUUGGGCCUGAGGCGUUUCUCCGACGCUCUGACGGACCUCGACUACCUCUGCUGCCUUCGCCCCAGCUGGACAGAGGGCUCCUUUCAUAAAGGGAAUGUACUGUUGGAAAUGGGUCAGCAGAAAGAAGCCCUCAUCCACUUCCACCGUUGCCUAAAACUUCAAGCUGAUUUUGUUCCCGCAAAGAGCCAGAUUAAGAAGAUCCUGGAGGCAGAGGGAGUGGAAGUGCCAGAGGAGAUGCCCUGCAUUUUGCAGGCAGUGUCCGAGUACCUAAAAGAGCCCUGCCCCAUCACAACCCUCGGCAGCUCGCAGGGGCCGGUUCAUGCUGAAGGCUUCAAACAUCCUCAUGGAGAUAAGGGAGAAGGAAAAGGGAGGAGAGAUACACAUCAGGUGAAGCACGACACGGGUACUGAAUGCUGCCUCAGCCUCUGCCAAGCGGUUUCCUUCCUCCCCGCUGCUGACGAGGAUGAAGAGAUGAUGACGAGGAAAGAAGACUUGCACGGCAAGUUCUUAGGUGAAAGUUAUCACGAGAGAGAGAACGGCAUGGUUAUUCUCACCGUGUCGGACUUUGAGUGCCCUCUCUGCAUUAGGUUAUUUUUUGAGCCAGUCACAACUCCUUGUGGGCACACAUUCUGCAAAAACUGCAUCGAGAGGAGCCUAGACCACAACCUCCGCUGUCCACUCUGCAAACAGCCGCUGCAAGAGUACUUCAGAAACAGGAAGUACAACCCCACAGUUCUGCUCCAGGACAUCAUGACCCGACUUUUUGCCCCCCAGUUGGCUGAGAGGAAACAGGUCCACGAUGCUGAGAUGGCUGAACUGUCAAAUCUCACUAAGGACAUCCCUAUAUUUGUCUGCACCGUGGCCUACCCUGGAGUGCCCUGUCCACUGCAUGUGUUUGAGCCUCGCUAUCGGCUGAUGAUGCGCCGCUGCAUGGAAACCGGCACCAAGAAGUUUGGCAUGUGCAGCUACGAGCAUGGCAGAGGAUUUGCAGAUUAUGGCUGUAUGCUGGAGAUUCUCGAUCUGGAGCUCUUGCCUGAUGGACGUUCUUAUGUGGAAACAAUUGGUGGGAGCAGAUUCAAGGUACUGAAAAGAGGCCAAAGGGAUGGUUACCACACCGCUGAUAUAGAGUACCUAGAGGACAUCAAGGUUGAUGGCAGUGAGUUGGAGCUUCUGCAGCGUCUGCACGACAGCGUGUACCAGCAGGCCCAGGACUGGUACCAGCGACUCGGCAGCCGCAUCCGCGAACAGAUUAACAGACAGUAUGGUGCCAUGCCGGAUAAGGAGGACAAUAUUCAGGCUUCGCCUAAUGGUCCAGGAUGGUGCUGGUGGCUGCUGUCUGUCCUCCAGCUGGACCCCGCCUAUCAGACCACCGUCCUGUCCCUGAACUCUCUCAAAGAUCGCCUGGGACACCUCCGCCUUGUCCUUGAGUACUUCUCUCAGAGCUAGACCCUCCAGCACAGUGGUACUGAGACCACGGCUAACUGACACCAAUAUUAUGCACAACACAUUAAAAAAGAAGUGAAAUCAAACAAAUGCACACACAACACAUUUUGAGUUUCAGGGUUGGGUUUGGGACUAUCCUGUAUCGUUUCUAUUUACUGUGCUCGAGUCACAACUGAAGGCCAGAUCACCUGGCUGCUAGCUAAAAGCUUGUGAUUUUUAUCACACAAUCCAGUUGGUCAGAGUCAGGUUUUUGCUGUUUUGAGUGUUUCAUAUAUUUCUUACACCAGAAUAUUCUUCUGCACACACACUGUACGUGCUGUACCAGUGACAACUACAGGGUUGACCAAAGAUUGAUCAUGAAUUGUGGGGAAAUCGAUAACAUUGCAGAAAACUAACACUGGGUGUCACUGUUUCACUCCAGUUGUUACAUUUAGAAAAUCAUGCAAUAGCAUCAGCCCAACUGUUAAACGUGCAUAUAUGGUCUACUUCAGCUGCACUUGUUGCAUUCAGAAGGAAGAGAGCUGAAAUAAGCAUAAACAGCAAUCGGCACUUAAUUUGUAGAGAUAUUUUUUGCAAGACUAUGAACCUCCAGAGGGUGAAAGUUCAUGUGCCAAAAUAUUUUUUGGGGAAAAUUCACAGUGAUUGUCUUGUGCUGCACAACACUAUUUGUAAUGCCUGCAUGUUAACUGCAUCUACGCUAUUGACUAUAACUAAGUUUGUACUAUUAAAGAAUUUACUAAGAUCCCUAUUUAGCACCGGCGAAUAAUCCAGUAAUUUAUACUAUCACAUGGCAGCAACUUGAAUAAAAGCUGCUGUUUUUUUCUUUUUCAGUGAAAUGAUGGCAUUGAGAUAGCAGCAGGUUUGCAUUAUGCUACGAACCUGCGAUUAUGCAUGCUGAUGGUCAAGUAGCGGUCAAGUGUGUCAGGUGUAAAACAAGUCACUCUUGACACAAGCCAUUGUUUCCACUUCUUUCUUUUUCUUGUUUUUUUUUUUUUCUUUCAAAAGUAGAUAUGGUGUGUUGUCUGCACUGAUAACAGUUACUGUAAAGUUUGAGUCUGUGUAGGUGGUGACACCUAACUCUGGCCCAUCUACCACCAAAGUCGUGGUGCCUUUGAGUGCCUGGGCUGACCCACCAGGAGACCUGCAAGUCUUAGUUUUUACAUGGCGUUGAUGAUGAACUGGGUGAUCUUUUGUGGAGAUAGUGCUACAUUCCGUGGAAUGUUGAAGCUGUAAAGUAACGUAGAGCUAAUUUACUAAACACUACAGGCUUAACUGGGUGAUUUUAAAAAAAGAAAAAUUGAUACAUGUGCCAUUGAUAUUUCUAUAUUAAUUGCUUUAUAUAAAUAGGUGGCCAACUUGUCACUGUGUUUAUGUCUGUCUAUAUCAUGGAUGCUGAAGCUAGCCUUGAUUCCUUUUAUGCCUUUUGUAUGGUGGGCAGCAAACUUUUUUUUUUUAACAUUUCUUGGCCAACAUAUCACUUUAAAUAAUAAGAAUUAGACCAGCAACACACUUAACAGAUACAGUUUUUAUGACAGGGAGACGCGAAAGUCAGUUUCCUGCUUCCAGACAAUAAAGCUAACUCAAAUCAGAAAAGGGAUUUAAUUCCAUGUCCACAGAGGCGAUUUUUUUUUUCACCUCUCUGACUCAAUUUCUAAGACAAAUACUUUUGCACAUUAAAAUCAUUUUGGUGGGGCUUUGUUUUCUGAUGCUCACCUACAGUCCCUCACACCUCUUGCAUGUUUCUGUUUGUCAGUGUUAUCGUUUGAAGAGAUUUCCAUGAAUAGAAUAAUGAUCUGUGUCGAUCAUAGCCAGCUAUGUCACGUUAGUUUACUCUGCGCCGCUGUGAGAUUACAAUUCACAAUGUUUUUUUUGUUUGUUUUUUUUUUUACAUAACAACUCAUCCCAGUCUAACUCUUUGUCAUCUUAGUGUUUAGCUGGUGUCCAUUCAUUGGGUAGGUUCAAACGUCUGCUAAUGCAUGCCCCCCUCUUUACACCCUGGCAGCUGUUCAUUGACAUCGGUGCUACCGGACUGUCAGAAAAUGCCCACGAGCACAGUUAAACCAGUUUUCACUGAAUCCACACCGUCUCCAAUGCUGAACACGAGGCAUAAUCAGCGACCUGUUCUUGGCAGCGAUUGCCCAUGAGAAUGAGCCGCACAGUUGUCUGCUCAGGAAAAAAUAAAAAAGGCUGUGAAAAGCACCAUGGCGACUUGUUCCUGCUAUGUGCUGCAGAUCUUACAGGAAACAUUGGCCGCUGUGGUUGGACGGUCAGUGGUCUGUGGGCUGCGUGUGAACUGAAGACAUGCCUGUUUUAGUACCACUCUGUCAGCACGCAUGCAAAUCUGCCGAAAGCGAGAACAAUGUGCGCCAGAUGACGGAUUUGCUUUUAAAUCCCCCCACCCUUCAAGCCAAGAGCAGCGAAUGAUCUUGAUCUGAAUAUUUCUUACCUGCUUGCCCACCCCACCCCCUCCCUCCCAGAUUGAACUUUUUAAAUGUUGUUAUAAAUAAAAAAAA
Neolamprologus brichardi is the source of this 4826-nucleotide messenger RNA. It is a transcript of the gene lonrf4, whose product is annotated as LON peptidase N-terminal domain and ring finger 4. The record is from RefSeq and is a predicted model, not a curated record. Gene Ontology annotation, molecular function: ubiquitin protein ligase activity; protein binding. Lineage: Eukaryota; Metazoa; Chordata; Actinopteri; Cichliformes; Cichlidae.